AUGAGACAAGAGCUGUGGUGUUUCCGAAGAUAUCAAGGAGAGGUUGAUACUAGUACUCUUGGGCGUAAACGUGCCACAUGGAAGAGAUGGCCACAGUUCACGUGUCCCUUAUCCAAGACCUUCGUUGUCGAGAGCGGUCCACCAGGAGAUAGGGCGUGCUUCUUUUAUGGUCUUCGCGAGGCCAGAAGGGCUCCAGUUGAAUGGUUGGGACAUCAGCAUCCAAAUGGGACAUGGCGGUGUUUAUCGGCGACAGUUUCUCCGGUACUCGUUGAUGCUGCCGCUGCGGCUCUUGCGGAUGAUCCAUCAUUGAGUCCCUCGGAGUUAUUGGCGAUAUGGGAGGGAGACAGAAAGCGCGACGAAUACGGGGAUGAUGAGAGGCGGUGGCUCGAGAAAACCGAAGAGGACGAGGAUCAUCCCUCCUUAUCCGGCAACAUAAGAGAUUUGAUAAGCGCUAUCACGCACAGAAAGCAGCACGGAUUGCGAGUAGACAGGUUCUUAGAGGAGAUUCAGAAGCCAGCCACAGAAGCCGAGGCGGCCGGUGGUCCUGGGUUGGCAGAGAGGAUUGAUGCAGUCCUCAGAGCUACCGGCGGUAAUGGGGCAGAUAACGACAUCAGAGCUCUCGACUAUGCGGAUACCCUGGUUGUCGCUGGGGAUCCAGUGAUCGAGACUGACUCCUCUGACGCGACCGUCAGACUCACGAUAACACUGAGCUCGGCUCGCAUGAUCUGCAACUACUUAUCGUCUAUCCAGAUAAGUACGGAUGUUACGUACAAUUUGGUACUCG
Perkinsus marinus ATCC 50983 is the source of this 784-nucleotide messenger RNA. RefSeq lists its product as hypothetical. The transcript has a single exon. The record is from RefSeq and is a predicted model, not a curated record. The annotation marks the transcript as partial. NCBI's taxonomy places the organism in Eukaryota, Perkinsozoa, Perkinsida, Perkinsidae.